Molecule: messenger RNA, 438 nt
Organism: Puccinia graminis f. sp. tritici CRL 75-36-700-3
Lineage: Eukaryota; Fungi; Basidiomycota; Pucciniomycetes; Pucciniales; Pucciniaceae
Exons: 2
Coding region: 1-438 (145 amino acids)
Source: RefSeq, a predicted model, not a curated record
AUGGCGUACCAUCACAACGAGGCGACUGAAGAAAUUCUCGAUGGUGUCAUGAACCUUCCAUCAAUCCCCAAAUUUGGUAUGAUCCUUUUUCCAAGCAACCCAAGCUUACAGUUUGUUUGGGAGAUGUUUUUCAAUGACAAGGCAGAAUGUGCCGACAUUCUGGAGGAAUUGCUUUCACGUCGGUAUUUGAGCUUGCGUACCGCACCAACAACUCAUGAUGAUUACGACCUGGCCAAACUUUUCAACAUGCGCAAUGACGAUUUCAAACAAGCCGUUCGAACCACCAAGGAUGGGUUUCUUUGGCUUCUCAAUCAAAUCCGUACACAUCCAAUAUUCUAUAGUAACAGCGCCCGACCUCAACUCCCGAUUCCCCAUCAAUUGGCUCUCACAUUCGAGCGACUUGGGUCCAACGGUGUGUUCAAUCUUGAUAAGAAUUAG